This is a messenger RNA of Baudoinia panamericana UAMH 10762, 453 nucleotides long. RefSeq lists its product as uncharacterized. The transcript has a single exon. NCBI's taxonomy places the organism in Eukaryota, Fungi, Ascomycota, Dothideomycetes, Mycosphaerellales, Teratosphaeriaceae. The record is from RefSeq and is a predicted model, not a curated record. Bases 1 to 453 code for a protein of 150 amino acids.
AUGGAGAACUCGAAACGACUCAGCUUUGGACAGAUUGUGCGGGUAACAACGGGCACACAGCAUUACUGCUCAGUAUGCAGAUAUUUCAGCCAUCCCACCGACGUCUGCACCUGCAAGCGCAGAUCCAUCUCGGGGGUCAUGCUCUCCAGAAGGAACCCUUCCUCGAUCGUCUCUGAGAGCUCCUUCUACACCGCGCGCACCUCGACAUCUGCUGCAUCGACUAGCUGCAGCAGUGUGACGAGCACGCCGAUCACCCCAGCGCUACGGCGAAGAAGGUCGCCAGUCGGUGUGUCGCUUCGAGACCUGCAUAGUCUGCAGUCACGUCAAUCGUCACUUCGCGCGCAAGAGUCCGAAGAGCGGCUUCAAAGAGUCUACGAGAUGCAGAUCGUGUCAUACCUCAACCGCUCCACCGGCAACCUGGAGCCUGUUCACGAGAGCGUUGACGCGACCUGA